Molecule: messenger RNA, 906 nt
Organism: Stylonychia lemnae
Lineage: Eukaryota; Ciliophora; Spirotrichea; Sporadotrichida; Oxytrichidae
Source: the annotation of a GenBank genome assembly
AUGACAGAAAAGUCAGAGUAGAUAAAUACUUCUACUCUAAAAGAAGAUAAUCUCAAGUAACUUAAUAAGGAUAGUAAGAGUGCAGCAAAAGAUGAUGAUCAGCUUUCACAAACCACAUAGUCCUCUGCAGCUCCAUAGAAAUCCCAAGUUGAUAAAGAGUUCUAAGAUUUUAUGGUUGAAAUGAAGAAACUCACCAGGGAAGAUAAUAAAUUUACUCAGGAGUAUUAGUUAGAUAGGCUAUUGAACUAAUCAUUUGUGAAUCCAUAUGAUAUCCUAGAAGUAGGAGCUGAGGCCUCUGAAGAAGAGAUAAAAAAGAAGUUCCGCAUGCUAUCUAUUCUUGUUCAUCCAGAUAAAUGCCGCCAUGAAAAAGCUUCUGAUGCUUUUCAUCUUUUGGAGUAGGCUUAUAAGACCCUUUUAGAUCAUGAGAAGCGCCGUAUCUAUCAAAGAGUUAUGAGAGAAGCCAAGGAGAGAGUAGAAUAUGAGAGGAAAAAAGAAAAUAUGAGAAGAAAAGAGAUAGGCAAAGACUCGCUGCCUGAUGAAACUUUCAACAUCGAAGUAUAAGAUAUGUGCAAGAAGCUCUUUGAGGAAAUUGAAGAGAGAAAGCAGCAUUUUGAAAGAUUAGACGCAGCCUACAAGAGGAAGAAGAGAGUUGAGGUCGAGACUACUAAAGCAAAGGAAGAAAUAUUGAAGGAAGAUAUGAAAGCUUGGGAUGAUAACAGAGAUAAAAGAGUAGAUGCUUGGAGAUCAUUCACUGAAAAGAAGGUUAAGAUUGAGAAAAAGAAGAAGACUCAUUUCGGCAUCAAAGCUCCUUAAACCAAGAUGGAGGAGAGACCUGAUCAUGCCCCUAAAAUUGACAGUGCUAAACCUAUGGGAGUUAACGAGGACUAUAAAAAGUCUUGGAGAUGA